Messenger RNA from Lolium perenne, 579 nucleotides. NCBI's taxonomy places the organism in Eukaryota, Viridiplantae, Streptophyta, Magnoliopsida, Poales, Poaceae. The record is from RefSeq and is a predicted model, not a curated record.
AUGCACGACGAGGCCGACAUGGUGUCGGCAGUGUUCGACCGCGACGCAUGUCGGGGCUUAUCUGGUGGCGGCGGCGGUCGCCGGCGAUCUAGUGGCGGCAGGGAUCGGCGAUUCUGCCGCUGGAUGUCGUGUGCUCGUGAUGCGGGGUGUCUGCUCGAUGGGUAUUUUUUACAAGGAGUGGUAAAAGGUACCGUAAAACAAGUCACUGAGGGAAGGAGUUUCAACACAAAACCUGGUGAUAACGUGGUUCAGAAUGGCUCUUCAAAGCCUGAAAGAGAGCCAGGGAACUCAUCGAACAAAAGAUCAGGUAAAGUCGAGGACAAUGGUCACAAGGAUGGAGGCCCCGAAGAUCUAAGGACAAGGAAAGAUCUAAGGAUGGAGGCCCCGAAGCAUCCUACGAGUACUCUGUGAGGGUCGUCAGGUGGCUGGAGUGUGAGGGCUAUAUUGAGAGCAACUUCAGAGUGAAGUUUUUGACGUGGUACAGCUAUAUGUACAUCGUCCUAAAAUUGUCACCCUUUCUUCCCAUUAUAACCACAAAGACUACUACGUAAGCUCCUGGUCUGAUGAAAAAGAACCUCC